Messenger RNA from Cavenderia fasciculata, 2169 nucleotides. Its product is annotated as pleckstrin domain-containing protein. The transcript has 8 exons. Bases 1 to 2169 code for a protein of 722 amino acids. The record is from RefSeq and is a predicted model, not a curated record. NCBI's taxonomy places the organism in Eukaryota, Evosea, Eumycetozoa, Acytosteliales, Cavenderiaceae.
AUGACCGACCCAGUAUUAAUGGUUUCUGUUGCUCAAUUAGCACCAGCAGAUAGAGAAGGUUGGUUAACCAAACAAGGUGGUGCCAUCAAGACAUGGAGAAGAAGAUGGUUUGUACUAAAAGGAAAGAAGUUGUAUUAUUUCAAAAACAAGACAGAUGUUGAAGCUACUGGUUUAAUUGAAUUUGAACCAGAUUCGUUUGUUAAAGAUGAAAGAGAUAAGGAUAAGAAAAAGAAAUUCAUGUUCUCUUUAGGAACGUCUAAAAGAGUUUACUAUAUUUACGCCGAAGUUGAAUCGGAUAUGAAACAGUGGAUUGAAUCGAUUCGUCGUGCCUUUGGUGGCGAAGGUGGGUCUGCUACACGAGUUGACCAGUCGGCGACCAAACCCGCCGGCGUUGUCGAACAACCAAAACCACAAAACGGUACACCAGAAAAGCCAGCUAGCUCAACUGGCCCAAGAUCAAGAAUUUCAAAUGCUAAAUCUGUUAUUCCAUUCUUACGUGAUGAGGAUAGUAAGGUAUUAGAGUUCUGGCAAAUUUGGUCAGAGAGUAUUCCGCCACAAAGUGAUUUACAAAGUGGCACAUCAAUCGAAUUCCAUGUUGCCACCUCUAUUGAUAUGCAAAAAUUGACCUGGAGAACAGCCGGUCCACAAAAUAUAUUCAUCCAAAAGAUGGUCGACUUUUUCUGGAAUGUCGGCGCUCCAGAGACUGAAAUCGAUCGUCUCAACGAUGUUGGUGCUCUCAUCAACCCAGUAAAGAUUGGAUCAUGGAUCGAUAUGUCUGAUAAGGGUGGUAUGGAUGGAGGUUGGUACUUCCCAGUCGAUAUUCCACUUAAAUUGGCCAUUGAAGCUUCUGAUAUUGGUGAACCAACUAGAAAGUUGGCAGAAUGGGCUGAAUCCAAUGAUGUAUUAAAUUGUUAUAGUGUAGGUAGAGAUAUGGGAGCAGCACCACCCAGACAAACCGAAAUACGUCUCAAAUUACCCGGACCAGACUUUUCCACUCAACUAAAUCUUGCCAUCGAUGCCUUCAAGUCAUUUGGAUUCCCACAAUUGCCAGGCCCAGCCCUCGACAUUUUGCGUCAAGGUUCCUCUGAAAUGGGCGGUCUAUGUUUGAGCGUCAUCACCUCGUCUGAAGGUUUCGUCAGAUUGGGUCUCUUGGUGCCAAAACCAAGCCGUGAAGUCGUCAAUCAAUUGUGCGACUAUGGUCAAGCCAACAAGGAAAGAAUCACCAAGUUUGAACAAUCCCUUGGUGGCGUUGGCCCAGCCUAUGUUGAAUACCAAUACUUGCAAAAGGGAUUCGGCUACACAGUGUACAAGGAAGGUUUCGAUAUUGUAUUCCAUUAUUUCGUUGGUGAGGACCAUUCAGAAAUCAAGAAACUUGCCUCUGUCUCACGUCAUGCAAUGGUGAAAAUUUCAAACGAACACAUAACACAUUAUAUCAUUCAUACAAUGUUCAAGCAAAUUUUAGCUUCAAUCGUUAUUCUCGCCCUCGUUGCAUCAUCUGUUGCUUCCCCACUCUCCAAGGCUAAGGUCGGAAAGAAGGGUGAAGGUUGUGCCGUCUGUGUUGACGCUAUGGGUCAAGCCAUCAACGAUCUCCUCAACAUCAUCGUCAACGGUGGUGUCAUUGGUGGUUGCUCUGGUCUCUGUGGUUUAUUACCAAACAGCAUUGAAAACAUGGUCUGUUCACUUGCCUGUGACUAUUUCGGUAUCGAAGAAUUUGUCAAGCUCGUCCAAGAAGAAGACCCAGAUCCCAUCUAUUUCUGUCAAGUCGCCAGAGCCUGCCCACAAAACGCCGGUGCUGCUGCUAGCAUCAACGUUGUCUCUGUUACCCCAGCUUCUGCUCCACAAGGUACCACUUUCACCAUCUCUGCCGUCUACAACGUCACCUCUGUCGUCAACGUCGGUCAAGUCGGUCUCAACGUCAUCGAUCCAGCUGGCAACGUUGUCGGUGGUGCUGAACUCAUCCUCUACGAAGCCCCAGGUGUCUACCCAGUCCAAUUCUCUCUCCAAGCCCAACCAUCUGAACAAGAGCCAUUCCAAGCCGGUUCCUACGAAGUCCAAAUCGCUGUUUGCACUGGUACCUGCGGUUCCAUCCACAAGGGUGCCUCCAUCUUGGCUGAAGCCAACACCAACUUCACCAUUACUGGUCAAACCGCCAAGAAGCUCAUCUUCUAA